This is a messenger RNA of Ustilago hordei, 3282 nucleotides long. RefSeq lists its product as uncharacterized. The record is from RefSeq and is a predicted model, not a curated record. Lineage: Eukaryota; Fungi; Basidiomycota; Ustilaginomycetes; Ustilaginales; Ustilaginaceae. Bases 1 to 3282 code for a protein of 1093 amino acids. The transcript has a single exon.
AUGCCCACCGAUGAGGGGCCACAGACUCCACCUCUCUCCUCUAACAAUGACAAGGUGAUGUCCUCUCCCACAGCCCAUUCCGACAAGGGGGAUCCUCAAGAUGUCUCGAACCCUCAGUCUAUCUUGUCUCCACUCACCCUUGGUGAGCUCGGCCUGAAUCCUCCAAGCAGUCCUGGUGCCCUACUCGACAUUACCACGCCAGUCAGCCUUGACCAUGAAGAGCCGAGCGGAAUCGUGCAAUUGGUCAGUCAACAGCUUCAACAUGCUGAUAGCGGCGGAAAAGGUAACAGCUCACAAACGGUCAUCGCAGCGAACAGAAGAUCAGAGCUGGAUGCUAAGGCUGACAACUUCUUGAGUGGUCGGCUGUCCUCAGCGCUUGAACCUGCAUCAAUAGCUUCUCCAGCAGGAUUUCAGGAUCCAUUCCUCACUUCCUUCCUCGAAAGCCUAUCCGAGGAUCCGUUCAAGACGCAAGACCAGAGCACAAAUCAUCCUACCGCUGUAACGACAGCCGCUCCCAUGAACUGUACGUUCAAUAGUACGGAUAAUCAGUCUGAAUCUGCAUUCGGCCAUACUGCGACAUUAAUUCGAGCUGAUCAGGCUACUGCCGGUACCAGCUCCCCAGACAUGACUUCUGCUGUUGCGUGCAAACCCCCGCUUGUAGGCGUGUCUGGUGCUGAGAUGCCUCAAAUGACCAGUCAAGCUACAGAAAGUGUCCAAAAUCAGCCCUUGCCGGCUUCGACGACGGCAAGUGACUACUGCCAUCCCUAUUGGAUCACCUCGCAGCAGCCACCGCCGAGCCUACUGUCAUCUCAAUCGCUCUCCUUUUCCAUAGGGCAGCAUAGCACCUCUGCUCCACUUGAGUCUCAAGAAGCUACAACGCGGAAUCCAUUUCUACCUUUAGUACCCGAAAACUUUCUCGUCACUUCCACGACCUUACAACAGGCUCGACUUGGCAACGUCGCGGAUCCUCGCCGAGGUGAGAACGCACAACCUAUCUCGGCAGCUCCUGUCAGCCUCAGCGUGGAGACCUCCACGACCUCAAGCACCUUUACAAAGACAAAAGGGCGUCUCGACCUUGCCAACAUCGCCGACUACUCGUUACCACCAGCUCCACCUUUGCAGGUCGAGCUUGCUCGAAAAGACUGUCGGUACAGAUUAGAGUCCGAAGAGGAUGGCAAGAGCUCGAGUCGCAAUAGGAACAAUGUAGGUUGUGACUCGAAAGACGGUCGAGCUGUGUUCUCAGGGGUCUCAUCUGACAGAUGGCGAGGCAAACCUAGUGCUGAAAAGCUGCCUGGAUCGGUGGCUACGGCAUUGUCGCAACUCAGCGGGACUGGAGUGAGAGGAGCGAGCGAUACGCUAGGAGUUACUCGCACACCGCUUCAAAAGGUGCCACUGUCCAGUGUUGUCCGUCCACGAAGCUGGUCAAACGCUUCACAAACAGCUGCAAGUCAUCCUCAAGCAACAGCGUGGUUCUCUCGUUCCAUGGAAGUAAUCAAGGAACUCGAAUCCGCUCGGCCCGCAACUUGCGCUCAAACGACUCAAUUUGAGCAGUCCGAGACAGACAAGUCCUCAGGGUGCUCUACCACCAACUCUUUCCCUGCUCUGACUCCCAGUACUCCCGCCUCGCAAACUUUCACAGCCGUUCAAUCGAGUCGCGAAGCAUCACAUGAUUUCACACGGCAAGCACUGCUCGACUUCAUAAAGCGCACCAAUCUUGGGAUGGUAAGUAGCAAAGCAGCGGGACUGGAUGCUACCCCGCCCAACCCCAACACGCUAGCCACCUCGCCAAAGAUUUCAACAGGACGCGAAGCUUUGGGGAAAGUCAGCUGGGAACAUCCCUCAGCUUGGUUUUCGAGAGUUUCGGUAGAGCCACGAGCCGAUACGGAGUCCUGGCAGCAUCGGCGCAAACGUCAAAAAGUAAGAGGGGAUGCCGAUGGAGAGACCGGGACAGGAAAAACAUCCUCCAUGUCGAUAAACUGCACUUCAUCGGCUGAUGUACCCUCCAUUGAUGUCAAGGAUGGGACGUCCGGGCAGCCACCUCGACUGAACAAGCGUAGUGCGACACUGAGCGAGCAAGAACAAAAGUCAAAGAAGCAGGCGCAAUAUCAACGUCUUCUGCAGCAGCUCCAGGCACAGAUGCGCCUAAAAAUGCAGAUGCAAAAGCAAAAGCAGAGAGAGAUGCAAGAACAGAUGGAAAGAUCAGAUGCUUCCGAACAGAUGGACAAGAAUAAAGAUCGGGCUGAAGCGCUUCAAUCAUCACCUCCAUCUAAGACAGCAAGAGCAGGUUGCAGCGAAACGACUGGUAGCAGCGGACAAGGCUCAGCUUCGACAGAAGGCGUGACGCAUAACGAUGAUGACUCGGUUUUCGUCAAGCCGAGCGCAGUGACCAGAUCCGGCAAACGUAACGAUGACCGUACCAAAGCACACGGAUCUCAUUCCAGCAGCCACACGAAGCGAAGAGGCUCUAGAGAAGAUUCAUCGCAGUGGAAGUCUGGCUCAACACCACGUGCAGCGACCUGUAAUAUUCCUGGGUCUCAGGCGGCAGACUCAUCUCCGGCAACGUACUCGGCGUCGGAUACAAUUUUCAGGGAACCAAGCCCCAUCAAAGCAGCGCGUGCGGCCCCACAAUGCCCGACGUACGAAAAGAGCUUCUGGCCGGCUACGAUGCCUUCCGGCCUGGUCGCCGCUAAUCCUGCCUCAAUGUGGAAGAGUGGCCAGCAUUCCUGGUGCAAUAACAUUGGUGUCGCCGGGCAAGCCAACUUCGGUUCCGUGCCAAGACCAUCUCCAGCUACCUGCCUGCCGAGUUGGCUUGAUCCCUCCAGCACGAGCAUUGCAACGGAUCUGAUAACGAAGCAUUUAAACUGGCUACGUGCCAUGGACACGCCCAGCUUCGUCCCGAUCGUCUCUCCACCCAUCAACUUCGUACACAACUCGCGGCCGCCUCAUAUGAGAGACGCCUCCCCCCUCUCUAUAUCAGCGGCAAGUGGACUCACUGCAGCCAGCACCAAUGACUCGCAGUCGAGAAGGACCAGCAAUGGCAUGCGAAUGAACGCAGCGGAGGGACCGCGGAUCAAGCGGCCAUUCUCCCCAGGAGAAGAAGUGGUAUUCUGGGCAGUGAAGGGAGAGCACUCAGUGAGGCUUGUGGGUACAGUCGAAAGUGUGAGUCUAGUUCCUCACCCUGUCUUCAGAACAAGUUCUGAAUUUGCAAGAUCUUCCUCUGACGCGCUGAGUGCUGUGCCGACAUCAACCAAGCUUUCCUCUUACCUUCCUGACAUCUGCUGA